Molecule: messenger RNA, 1401 nt
Organism: Cuscuta epithymum
Lineage: Eukaryota; Viridiplantae; Streptophyta; Magnoliopsida; Solanales; Convolvulaceae
Source: the annotation of a GenBank genome assembly
CAAAAACAUAUAUUUCUAUAUGGUAUCAAGAGCCAUUCUCUAAAAGAGCUUUUUCACAUUCAUUACUAUUUUUUUUUCCGGCUAUUCCUCCUUGAUCAUCAUGGUCAUCACCGCCGAAACAACUGUUAUCCCACUCACUGCUACUGCAAAUUUCCCUAUCAAACUCACUUCUUCCAACUUUCCUGUUUGGAAAUGCCAAGUCCAAUCUGCCCUCAUCGGGUUAGGGCUUGAAGGCUAUAUCGAUGGCACCAUCACACCUCCUUCUCCAUUCACCGAUGAUCUCAAAACUAUUCCCAAUCCGUGUUACAAAAUCUGGUAUCGUCAGGAUAAAACUCUCCUGAGUGCUCUCCUCGGGAGUUGUUCUGACACGAUCCAACCACUCAUCUCGUCCGUCACAACGGCACGCAUGGCUUGGGAAAAACUGGCUAACACUUAUGCUAGCACUUCACGUGGGAGAAUUAUUUCUCUCAAAACAACCUUGGCACGCACCACCAAAGGUAAUCGUGCAAUCACGGACUAUCUCACGGAAAUGUAUUCCAUUGCUGAAGAUCUUGCCUUAGCACAGUGCCCGGUUUCUGAUGAAGAUCUGGUCGUUAGCAUUCUCAACGGCCUUGGUGCGGACUAUAGGGAUCUCAUAUCCGCUGUUCGUGUGCGGACUGCAUCACUGCCCUUGACCGAACUCCAGGAUAUUUUGCUGGAGCGUGAGAAACUUCUGCAGGAUCAACAAAUCCUGGAUGCUCCUAUCAUUCCGACGGCCAACUUUACACAAGCUGCUGAACGCACCCAGGAUCGCCGACCAGCGUAUGGUGACCGCCGUGGUUCUCAACACCGUCGUGGUCGAGGUGGUCAUUUCAUGCCCAGCAAUCGUGGAGCCGGUACUCCACUGGUCUGCCGGUUCUGUGAUCAUUCUGGACAUGAUGUCAAACACUGCCGGAAGCUCCAACGGUUCUUACGGGACAACCAUGUCCCAUAUCCCUCAAAUACGGCCGGGCCAGUUGCACAUCAUACAUCUACUGUGAUGUCCCCAAAUGAUCAAUCAUGGCUUUUUGAUAGUGGGGCGUCACACCACGUUGCUUCGGAUGCCUCUGUCUUACCAACAUAUACUGACUAUGGUGGUCCUGAAGAGGUCCGCCUUGGCGAUGGAUCUGGUCACGGGGGCGCCGCUCAUGCGCGGGGAGAACAUGCAUGAUGUCUACCAUGCACCUAUCUCAGUUUCACCUUCAAUAAAUCACACUCAAGUUUCAGAUGUUUCCGGGUGGCAUCACACUCUCGGUCACCCAGCUCGUAGUAUAUUUAAUCAUGUAGUUCGUCUCAAUAAUAAUGAAAUUCGUUGUACACAAUCUUCAGAUUUUCAUUGUUCCUCUUGUGCUGUCAAUAAAAGUACUAAAUUGCCAUUCUCAA